Molecule: messenger RNA, 4753 nt
Organism: Menidia menidia (Atlantic silverside)
Lineage: Eukaryota; Metazoa; Chordata; Actinopteri; Atheriniformes; Atherinopsidae
Source: the annotation of a GenBank genome assembly
CUGAAGCCCAGGUGGCAAUUUUUAUGGACAAACGCAUAAGUGAACUUUUUUACACAGUGCCUGUUUAUGGCAGGAUGAGUGUCAGAAGGCUAUAAUGGCAAAAAAGCAAGAUGCGAGAUCACCCAUUUACAACCUCAUCGUGGUGGGUUUGUCGGGAACGGAGAAGGAAAAGGGCCAAUGCGGGGUUGGCAAGUCCUGCCUGUGUAAUCGGUUUGUUCGGCCCAGUGCGGACGACUUUUAUCUGGACCACACAUCAGUGUUGAGCACUAGUGACUUUGGGGGUCGGGUGGUUAAUAAUGAUCACUUUCUGUUCUGGGGCGAGGUGUCCCGGGUCCUGGAGGAGGGGCCCGAGUGCAGGAUGCACGUCGUCGAGCAAACCGAGUUCAUUGACGACCAGACUUUCCAGCCACACCGUAGCACCGCUAUGCAGCCUUAUAUCAAACGGGCAGCUGGGACCAAGCUGGCCUCUGCCGAGAAGCUAAUGUACUUCUGUACGGAUCAGCUGGGUCUGGAGCAGGACUUCGAGCAAAAGCAAAUGCCGGAGGGCAAGCUGCAGGUCGACGGCUUCCUGCUUUGCGUCGAUGUGAGCCGGGGCAUGAAUCGUAACUUUGACGACCAGCUGAAAUUUAUCACAAACCUCUACGGUCAGCUCAGCAAGACGAAGAAGCCCAUCGUGCUGGUGCUCACCAAAUGCGACGAAGGAGUCGAACGCUACAUCAAGGAUGCUCACACGUUUGCUAUCACCAAGAAGAGUUUACCUGUCGUCGAGACGUCAGCCCGCUCGAACAUCAACGUGGACCUUGCGUUUCUCACUCUGGCUCAGCUCAUUGAUAAAAGCAGAGGCAAGCCCAAGAUCAUUCCUUAUUUUGAGGCUCUGAAGCUCCAGAGUCAACAGAUAGCAUCUGCUAAGGAUCGCUAUGAAUGGCUCAUUAACCGCAUAGUAAAGAAUCACAAUGAGACCUGGUUAAACACUAGUAGACGCAUGAACACCUCACCAGAGUACAAAGAGUAUGUCUUCUUGGAGGGAACGGCGAAAUGCAAAAAGCUUUUUCAACAGCACGUCUAUCGACUGAAGCAGGAACACAUUGAGAAGCGCCGCAAAAUAUACUUAAGCACUCUCCCUUUAGCACUUAGUUCUUUGGUGCCAGAUCUGGAUGAGAUAGAUCAACUGAGCUGGUCUGGAGUGCAGAAGGUGCUAGAGUCCAAACAACACUUUGCCCACUGGUUUGUUGUUCUGGAGGACUCUCCGUGGGAGGACACGUCUCACAUCGACAACAUGGAAGACGAGCGAAUCCCCUCCGAUCUGUUGGAGACGGCUGAAGCAGAGGACAUAUUUAACGCUCAUCUAGAGCAUUUGCGAAACGAGUGCAGACGGGCCGAGAUGAGACAGGAGUUCAAGCAGAAACUGGCCUCCUCCCCCUUCGUCACACCUGGUAAGCCUUGGGAGGAAGCGCGCAGCUUCAUCAUGAAUGAAGAGUUCUACCACUGGCUCGAGGAGACGGAAUACCUGGACCUUUACAACCGUCACCAGAAGGAGAUCAUCGACCGUGCCAAGGAAGAUUUCCAGGAGCUUUUGCUCGAGUAUUCUGAGCUUUUUUAUGAACUUGAGGUGGAUGCCAAGCCAAGUAAAGAGAAGAUGGGGGCAAUUCAGGAACUUCUGGGGGAGGAACAGAGGUUCAAGGCACUACAGAAACUUCCUGCUGAAAGAGAUGCGCUGGUUUUGAAGCAUAUCCACUUUGUUUAUCAUCCCACCAAGGAAACCUGCCCUAACAGUCCUCACUGUGGAGACUCAAAGAUUGAACAACUCCUUGUUUCCCGUUUCCCUUCCUGUUACCCCUUUUUUGAUGUAAAAGCUCAUUUUGGAGACACCAAGGCUGACAGAAUUAACCUGGUCAUACUAGGAAAAGAUGGCCUUGCCAGAGAAUUCGCCAAUGAGAUUAGGGCCCUCUGCACAAACGAUGACUGGUAUGUGUUAGAUGGGAAGAUGUAUGAGCUGACGCUGCGGCCUAUCGAGGGAAACGUGCGUCUCCCGGUAAACUCCUUCCACACCCAUACUUUCACCCCUCACGGAUGUCUUUGUCUUUAUAAUUCAAAAGAGUCCCUGUCCUACGUGGUGGAAAGCCUUGAGCGUCUUAGGGAAUCGACUAUAGGCCGAAGGGAUAGCCAGUUGGCACAGCUGCCAACAUCUCUGCUUUUAGUGACUAAAAGAGGUGUCGGAUCAUAUGUAGAUAUUGGUGGUGACACUGCCUUAAACCUAAUAACACAGGGCCAGCAGGUUGCAAGAAGACUACAGUGUAGCUUUUUAGACCCUGCCUCACCUGGCGUGGGCUACGGCCAUAAUGUGAACGAGACUCAAAUCAACCAGGUACUAAGGGGCCUUCUGGACAUUAGAAGGAGCACAUCUUUCAGUAGCAGUAGCUCCCCGCCUCUCCUCCCUGAGCCUACGGGCCUCAGAGAUUCCCCUCAGCAACCGGUCCAAGAGGCGGAUCUUCGUAUCGUCAUGUGCUUAAUGUGUGGAGACCACUACGAUGUAGAUCAGCUCCUGUCCCCUUUUCUAAUGCAUCAGCACUGCAGGCCCAUGUCUAAUAGCGGUACCUCUGUGUUGCUGGAGCAGACGGUUGGUGGACACAAGCUGGCCAUAGAGCUGUCACUACUGUCGUACCAUGCCUCCUUUACCCUGAGGAAGAGCAGGUUAGUUCACGGCUACAUUGCUGUGUACUCGGUCUCCCGAAAAGCCUCCCUGGAGACCCUGUGUGCGUUCUUGUGUGAGGUUCAGGACAUCAUCCCCAUUCAGCUGUUGGCAGUAGGUGAUAGCCAGGCCGAGCUCACUGACAGCGACUAUGCCUGUGAGCAGAUGAUCCAGGGGGAGGAGCUAGCGCACGAGAUCGAGGCUCGCUUCAAUAGUCUGGUGUGUGGAUCCGGGGGAGUGGUGGGUGGCCUGCACCGGAUCGAAAUGUUCCACUCGUUUCUGAUGGAGGUGGUGGAGAAACGCAACAUUGUGGAGGCCACACACAUGUAUGACAACGUCGCUGAGGCCUGCACCUAUGAAAACGUCUACUCCCCACGCUGCAGCUCUCCGAGCACCGUCACCAUGUUCCUGGAUUCGGAGGACGAUGUGGAGCCGUCUCCUCCAUACUACGACGGCACCCUUUCCUCUCAAAGCGGGGGCUUCAACCUGCCCGACUUGGAUUCUGCCGACAUCUCCGUCAUCUCUGACAUUAGAGACUUUGAGAACAAGCUCAAUAACAAGAUCCCCCCUCAAGUGAGAGUCAAACCAGGCGUCACGUUCGACUUCCGGAAGGUUAACCGUAGCCCAUACAUCGACACGCUAGGUCACCGUCGCUCCCUGCCCUCUGCUGUUACCUGGGUGCCCGGAGGGGACGUUGGUUACGACCCCUCAGACUACGCCGAGCCCAUCGACGCCGUCUCAAAGCCCCGCCCCAGCAACGAGGAGAUCAUCUACUCGGUUCCGCACGACAGCACGCAAGGCAAGAUCAUCACGAUACGCAACUCCAACCGGAUGCAUUCGAACGGAAACGGCUCGGACAGCGAGGCGGACAGCAGCUCUCUGGAGCGGAGGAGGAAGUUCUCAGCGGCCGGGGUGAAGCCCCGUUUGUACCGCGACCGCUCGAAGAGGCUCGGAAAGUUCAGCAGCUUCCGCACGAGCUUCAUCGGCAGCGACGACGAGAUGGGGGCGCUCCCAAAGUCCAAAGAGGAUGACUUCGGUACCUUGAAAGGGGACAGUCUUGUCAUCGAGGAGACUGAAGACCCAAAGAAGAGGAACAUUUUAAAGAGCCUUAGACGAACAGCCAAGAAAACAAGACCAAAGCCUCGUCCAGCUAUUCCCAAGCCCAUAGAGAGCAGUUACUUCGGGGUCCCUCUCGCAAAUUCGGUAUCUCCAGACAGACCUAUCCCACUCUUUAUUGAGAAGUGCGUCCGGUUUAUUGAGACAACAGGCCUGAACACGGAGGGUUUGUACCGCGUCAGUGGCAACAAGUCGGAGAUGGAAAGCAUGCAGAGGCAAUUCGAACAGGACCACGGAUUAGACCUGGUGGAGAAAGACUUCUCCAUAAACACUGUGGCUGGAGCCCUCAAAAGCUUCUUCUCUGAGCUGCCUGAGCCCCUGGUGCCUUGCGCUCUGCAGGUGGACCUACUGGACGCCUUAAAAAUGUUGAUGUUUGGUUAUGGAAUCUUAGUGGUAAUAACAGAAAAUGCUGUACGUUUAGAAAUCAACGACAGAGAACAGAGGCUGUACACGAUGAAGGAUGUCCUGAGGAGGUUCCCCAGGGAGAAUUAUGAUGUCUUCAAGGUGAGCCAGCUGCACCGGGUGAACCUGAUGACCAGCGAGAACCUGUCCAUCUGUUUCUGGCCCACCCUCAUGAGGCCCGACUUCUCCACCAUGGACGCGCUGACCGCCACGCGCACCUACCAGACAAUCAUCGAGAGCUUCAUCCACCAGUGCGCUUUCUUCUUCUACAACCAGCCCCUGCUGGACUCUCCCACCGGCCUGGGGGGGGGGGGGGCUCCCGGCCUCGCCCACCACCUCCACCCUGGGUGGGGGGGGGUCGGCCUACUCCUGCUACCGCUCCUCCCCCCCCCACAGCGCCGCCCACUUCAGCCCCCUGCAGCAGCAGUCCCCCCCCCACCACCCCCCAGUCCCCCCUGCAGUCCCUGCUGCCCCCCCUCCACCAGCACCCCCACCCCCACCCCCACCACCCCCCCGCCGAGCAGGAGACACUGUGAGAGACCGUGA